Messenger RNA from Clonostachys rhizophaga, 756 nucleotides. The record is from the annotation of a GenBank genome assembly. NCBI's taxonomy places the organism in Eukaryota, Fungi, Ascomycota, Sordariomycetes, Hypocreales, Bionectriaceae.
AUGUCUCCCACGAAGGGUCAAUUGGCUUCGGCCGUUGAGACCAAGAUCAAGGCGCCCGUCCAACCCAUCAGCAUCCUCGACACUCCCGCCGCUUCCGCGAUCUCGCUCGCCCGACCCGUCGUUCUCAUCGGGCUUCUCGCGUUGCGAUUUAAUGCCCUGAUCAGCGAUCCCGUUUCUACACUGCAGACUGCUCUCCCUGUUGUUGCCGCUAUACAAGUCGGCUAUGCUCUGUUAUGCCUUCCCGCGUUAGGGUCGCAUCACGUCAAGGGCGCAAGGAAGAAUCGCCCAGGCGAACGAAAGAAGGCAUCGGACACUUCAGGUCCCAAUUCCAUCUUUACCGCGAUUUUCGCUCUGCUUCUCAGCACGAUCUCCAGCGGGGCCGUCUACGGGCUUUUUAUUCUGUUCGGAGCGCCCUUCCUCGACAAUACAUAUCAUACUCUAUACUGCGCCGCACAUUUCUCCCUUCUCGCCCUCUUUCCUGUCUUCUAUGUUCGCGGAGUGGAUGGGCAGGCUUUUGUUGCGCUGGCUGGAGCUUACGCGCCUCUGGAUGAAACGUCUGGCGGGCUUCUGGGCGCCCUGCUCGGCGCAUGGCUUGGCGCUGUCCCCAUCCCCCUCGAUUGGGACCGGGAGUGGCAGAAAUGGCCCGUCACCAUUGUUGUUGGCAUGUAUCUUGGAUACGGGAUCGGAUCCAAGCUGGUCGGUACUGUCUUCUUCGGCAAGCAGCUGUCUGUGACGCAGCCCGAGAGCGAAGAGUAA